AUGUCGCGGCUGCACGCUCUGGGCUCUGGCGUUGGAGGGAAAAAGCCGUCCUAUUUAAGCACGCCCGGCCGCCGCACUCUGACCGCCCCGCUCACACACACUCGCUCCCUCUCUCUCUCUCGCUCGCUAGCUCUCGGUGCCAGACAAGCGAGUGACGCGGCUCAUCAUACCGAGGGAGGCCGUUGCUGCUGCUGCACCAUGGAGACAGCGCAGGAAAGAGAGCUGCUGCAGCUGCAGCUGCAGGGGUGGCCUUUCCACGCCAUGCCGCCCAGCUUCGACGCCGGCAACGGCGCCUACAGCGGCAGCGGCAGCAGCAGCAUGAGCAGCGACGUCGGCGGCGGCGACUCCUUCCUGCUCGGGUGGGAGCAGCCGUUCGGCGGCUGCUUCGGCCUCGCCGACGCGCAACUCCACGACCUCUUCCCCCUCUGCAUGAUGGAGCCGCUCGCGUUGUCGCCGGCCGCGACGUCCACGGCGGCGGACCUCCCGUCGGAGCAGCAGGUCCCGGCGCCGGCGGCAAUGCCCAACGGGGAGCUCGGCGACCUCCUGCUGAAUUUCUGGGACGCCGGUGAUGCGAGAGAGCGGCCGGUCGCAAUCAAUUCGGGCUGCGUGCCACCGCAGCACGAGAAGAGCAGCCAGAGCAGCGCUGCCACGGCCACGAACUCUUUCCUCUAUGAUGAGGACGAUCUUUUGGGCUCCAUUUUCUCCAAGAGGCCCACCCUGGCAGAAGAACCACCCGUGCUCUUCCUCGCCCCGGCGGAGGCGGAGCCCCUCCCCAGCACCUCCUCCUCCUCCAGCUGCCACGCGGACCCACAUGCCAGCGACGCCGGCGGGGCCCGGGCUCAGGACACCACCACCAAGCCAAGUGGCGCGCGGGCCCCGCCUCUCCCUCGCUGCUCCUCCUCGUCGUUGAAACGGGCGACACCAGAAGCAUCGGAGUCGGCGGAGGCGGAGUGCAGCCAGAGCGGCGGCAAGCGGCGGAAGGUGUCGGCGAGCGUGCUGUGCCCGUUCGCCGUGCUGAAGCCCGACGGGCUGGACGGCGGCGCGACGCUGGCGGACAUCAACGCGCGCAUCCUCAUGCGGCCGGCGCGGCCCGUGCGGCACCCCGUCGGCGAGUACGCGUGCGCGCCGCGCGUGCUGGCGGCCGACGCGCCGGGCAUCUCCGGCAGGGCCGUCUCGGGGUUCACGAGGCUGCACACCCCCGGCCGCGGCACCAUUACCAUCAUGAGGACGCGAGGCUAA
This is a messenger RNA of Triticum turgidum subsp. durum (durum wheat), 1239 nucleotides long. The record is from the annotation of a GenBank genome assembly. NCBI's taxonomy places the organism in Eukaryota, Viridiplantae, Streptophyta, Magnoliopsida, Poales, Poaceae.